UGUCCGGAUUUGUCAUGAUGUACGUGCUAACUUGACACCGGUGCGCUCGUCUUGAACGAUGAAAAAAGUAUCCUGAGUCCCACCGGACACUUGAGGAUCGUCUGCGGACGCAGUGUGGAGCAGCAGCCAGGAUGAUCCCAGUGGGUGAAUUCAGAAACUUCGGCAUAGAGCAGAACUCAAAGUACCGGGUGCUGAAACCGUGGUGGGAUGUUUUCUCAGAGUACCUGUGCGUUGCUAUGCUUAUGAUUGGAGUCUUUGGGUGCACCUUGCAGCUCACCCAAGACAAGAUUUCUUGCCUACCAAGCCACUUCACCAGCCCAACGCCUCAAGCAAUUGACUGUAGCCACAUCAGGACCUAUGGGGAGAACGAGACAUUCCAGCACACAUUGGUCUUGCCCGCGAAGCCCAUCAUCCGAGAGGUGUCUGGACGCAAGAACGGCCUCGACAUCCACCAGUAUGUGUUUGUCAACCACUACUGCUAUGAGAAGUUUGUCCACUGGUACGCAAAGUUCUUCCCGUACCUCGUUGUGAUCCACACUCUGAUCUUCAUGGUGGCGAGCAGCUUCUGGUUCAAGUUCCCUGGGACAUCUUCGAAAAUUGACCUCUUUGUUACCAUCCUUGGGAAGUGCUUUGAUUCACCCUGGACCACGAGGGCCCUGAGUGAGGUUUCUGAGGAAAGAGGAGAAGAGAAACUGGUCAGCUGGAGGCAGAACACCAUUGCAAAAGAUCAAGCAGACCGAAAAGCAGAUGAGGAGGAGACUACAGGGCUUCUUCGCUCCUCCUCUGUCAAGUCUAAUCCAGAAAAGAAAAUUCCAGAGCCUCAGUCGGCCCCCUCUGUCUUAGAUAAGAAAGAAGGAGAGCAGGCCAAAGCUCUGUUUGAAAAGGUGAAGAAGUUCAGAACUCAUGUAGAGGAAGCAGACAUCUUGUAUGUCAUGUAUGUGCUACAAACAUCACUGAAAGUCUUCAAGUUCCUUCUGAUUAUUGUCUACACUGCAGUGCUAGUACCGAACAUUGAGAUAGUAGUGCGCUGUUAUGUUCCUCCUGAGCUGACUGGUUUUGAUAUCUAUUGCUGUAAUCACAACAAAGCCCAUCUUUUCUCCAAGCUCGCUUACUGCUAUAUCUGCUUUGUGGGAGUGUUUGGACUUCUGUGUAUCUACACACUUUACUGGCAGUUUCAUAGACCUCUGAAGGAGUACUCCUUCGAGCAAGUCCGAUUGGAGACGGGCAUUAACGAUAUACCAGACGUGAAGAAUGACUUUGCGUUCCUCCUUCACCUUGUGGACCAAUAUGAUUCUCUUUACUCCAGAAGAUUUGCUGUCUUUCUCUCUGAGGUCAGUGAGAGCCGUCUCUACCAGCUCAACCUCAACUACGAGUGGACUGCCAAAAAGCUGCGUGCCCGCCUCGUCAAGAAUGCCAGGAACCGGCUGGAGCUCCCCCUGUUAUCGUUGCAGGGGCUCCCUGACACAGUCUUUGAGAUACCUGAAGUGGAAUCACUCAAACUGGAGCAAAUGAAAAAUGUGACCAUCCCAGCUAGUGUGGCAAAGCUGGACUCUCUUAAGGAGUUAUCACUGAUCUUCUGUCCUGCAAAGCUCCAGCUGCCUGCCUUAAACCAUUUCAAGACACGUUUAAAGGUCUUGUAUUUAGAUUUUGAAAGAUCAGAAGAGGUGCCUAUGUGGAUGUACACCCUACAUAGCCUGGAGGAGUUGCAUCUGAACGGUCCUUUAACCAAUGAGGUGUCCAAGAGUGCCACUCUGGAAUCCCUUCGAGAGCUUAGAGCUCUUAGAGUCCUCGUCCUCCGCUCCAACCUUACUAAGAUCCCACCUAGCCUAGUGGAUGUUGCUUUGCAGCUGCAGCGGUUGUGCAUCUGUAAUGAAGGUGUCAAACUCCAGGCUUUUAGCAGCCUGAAGAAGCUAACCAACAUCGUCUCAUUGGAGUUAGUGGGCUGCGAGUUGGAGCGCAUCCCAAGUGCUGUCUUCAGCCUGAACAACCUGCAGGAGUUGGACCUGAAGGAAAACAAACUCACCACUGUGGAGGAGAUCCUGAGCUUACAGCACUGCAGCCGUUUAGUGACACUGAAACUGUGGAACAACAAAAUCACUUACAUCCCUGAUCAUAUCAGUAAGCUGCACACCCUGGAGACGCUGGACGUUAGCUGGAACAAGCUACGAAAGCUUCCCUCUCGGCUGUUUUAUUGCACAAAACUCAGGCACCUCGAUCUCUCCCACAACCUGCUCACCUCAAUCCCUCCUGAGGUGGGCAUCCUGCAGGGCCUCCAGUUCUUCUCCGCUGCUUUCAACUCUUUAGAAACACUGCCAGAGGAGCUGUUCUCCUGUAAAAGGCUAAAGACCUUGGCUCUGGGAAACAACUGCCUGUCGUUUCUCAGCUCCAGAGUGGCCAGCCUGGCCCAGCUGGUCCGGCUGGAGAUUAAAGGGAACCGUCUGGAGUCUCUACCUGUGGAGAUAGGGGACUGUCCCCUGCUGAAACUCAGUGGACUGAUAGCGGAGGACGAAGUGCUUGAAUUGCUGCCACAAGAUGUACGAAGCAGGUUGAGUAAUGGCUGAGUUUGUGGAGCUGACGGCUGCCAUUGACUCAUCUCUCUCUCAGUGUGGUGUUGUGGUCCAAGGUAAUCUCUACAAACAGAUUCUGCAUAUGUAUACGCCUUCUGUUUGUAGUCCAUUUGUAAUCCAAAUACUACUGACCAAUCAAGCAUGAAUGGCAGAUAAACAGUCCUUUUGGAGAGGCGGAAUGAGUCAGCCAUGUCUGACAACGAGCUUUAUAAUAAGUUUUUUUAAAAAUGUAUCUGCAUUCAUAUGCAGAUAUCUGUUUUUUAGAGAUCAGCUGAAAUGACCGGUGCACAGAAAAGGAAGUCCUGGCUUGGAUAUCCGCUGGCUACACCCGAUUAGCCCGUAAUAUUGGCCCUCACUCCCAGAGGUUUAUUGUCAUCGGACCGAUAGAUGAUGGGUUUUAAAAGUGGGUCUAUGUUGGUCAGACUGUCAUGGAGAGAACAGAGUAUUAACAGAGUAUUAAUCCAUACCACUAAGAGGACUUUCUCAUAUAAAACAGCAGGAAAAGGGAAAACAAAAUCGUAACUGAUCACAAAAGAAUAAGCAAAGACUCGAAAACAUAUUUAUAAAAUCAGUCAUCAUGAAAUGUGUGUUCAAAUCUGUGUGAAUGAGUAAGAAAUCUACUUGCACAUUGAAAAUGUUUUUAUGCAUUUAUCUUAAAAAUACCUUUUUUAAAAUAAAUAUUUUACAAAGUUUUAUAGGUGUCCUGAAAAUACCUUACUUACUUUUUAAUGGAUUUUAAUGUAGCUGGUUUUACUCGUAUAAAUCACACUAAUACAAUAAGAAAUCUUUUAAAUUCAGGUCCAGAUUACUGAUACUGUGGGGGAGACAAGGGCUCAACCCUUAACAAGUAUACAGCAAGCAAGGCUUGACCUUCAGAUCAUUCCGGACCAGCGUUUUUACUGUUUACUGAAUAUUUAGUGGAUUCUUCAAAGCACAAGUCAAGGGAUUUUUUAUCUGUGCUGUAUCCUGUUAGACAGGUUUAUAAUGCAUGAAGUAGUGUUUCCCACAGAGCGGUGGCUCAUGUUGCUCCCUUUCAGACACUGACCAAGCGGAGGGAGACAAAGCCUUUCAGUUGGAGAAUAAAAGGUAUUCAUCUCUCUGUUUACAGUUAAAUAGAGAAAAGACUGAACAUGGGAUUCUGAAUCAGAACUUAAGUAAGCAUGAUAUUCAGCAUGCAUGAGAUGAUGCAGUAAUUAAUUUACAAAAGAAAGAAGAUAAAUGUACUGUCUUUAAAAAGCCCUUGGGAUGAUAUUGGAUAUUAGGUGCCUGUGGUGAUGGGUGACAUUGUACAUACAAAUAUACUAAUAUAUAUACUACUCCUCUCUGUUUUAGUUUUUUACUACCUCUUCAGCACAAUUCAGCUAUUACAGUAAAAUAUUGGGAAUGAUUUCCUGUAAAGCACCUGAAUAGAAAGAUGUAAAAUUACCUAAAAACAUGUUUGUCUGGUUGCUCAGUUUGCAUAUCAUACUCUGGUGCAGAUGAAUUAAAGUGCCUUUUGAAUACACCGAAACACAGAAAUAAAAUGACUCAAAAGUUGCUAAACUGGAGGUCACUGUAGUUGCUCAUCUUUAGUUUUAGGAUGAAGCGUACAGUUGGUGUUGAAAUGCCUUCAACUGGAUUAAUUCUUCUUAUAAAUUCCUCUGUUUAGUCUCUCUCAAACAAACAAGUGCACUCCUUUCUGCAUUCUUUCUGUCCUUCCCCCCUGUGUUCCCUCUGUGUACUGUCAUGCCUCAGUCAGGGUGUCUACUUCUCUGCCUGCUGCACAGUCAUGUCCUGGCUUGCUUGGUUAUAAAAUGGGAUCCUGUCAGUGAGUUUACGGACAUACCUCAAUAAUACAGGAGCACACACUGACCUUCCUACACUGCCACACACCUCCCAAUGCUUUAAGAAAUAACUUUUUCUUUAUAUUUUACAAUUUAGAUAGAUUUGAUCAGAGUAUAGCACUGAAAGUUGUCAAAAAAGACAAAGAAUCUGAACGUUGAAUAGCAAACGUCACAGUGCUUUUUGAAUCAUUUACCUAUUUCUUCUCCUCUCUCAAGGUGGCAGUCAAGUGUGUCACCAGCAAUAACCCAAACAGAUGAGAUUGCAUCACUGUGACUAAGGGUUGGCUGGAAAUAACUAACAACACGUUACGUCUCCAGGAGGGUUGCUUUGUGUUUUCUGUUAGACUUAGUGUGCUGACUGGAGACUGAAAUGCAGCCAGAGGCGUGCAUGUGGAGUGGGCCUUCAGGCAGAGUUGUAGGCUACUAACACAGUAUUUACAUUUGAGUAGGAAAAUCAGACUGGGAAGCUUCUUCCUGCCUUUAGAGUUUCUGUAAAGUCUAAAAUGUCAGGAUGCACUUCCUGCAGGCUGUGAUUCCUUGCAGCUUGACAGAAUAAAUUGAAGCAUGAAUUGUGUAGACAGUUUGCAGCAGUGAUACUCAACUUACGGCUCAUGACCCGCUGACCAUUUUCUAAGUUUUAAUGUAAAUAAGGUGCAAGAGUGCAUCCAAAGGAAUCAAAAUAGAGCUUGUUUAUCAAAAACAGUGCCAGGGGAGGAUCCCUGGGAACUCCCAACAGCCUCAAAUGCUCUUAAAUUCUAGAAACACCCCUGUGUACACCUGACCAGUGUGGGGCUGCUGCGACUGAUAAGCCUCUUGUAAAAGUUGAGUGAAGACUACAAAUAUUGAAAGGUUGAUAACAACCCAUUCAUUUACUGAUAAACAUUAUUAUUAUUUAUUAACGGGCCCUUGGUGUCCUGUCAUUUUGUAAAAGUGGCCCCCGGGCAAAGCAAGUUGAGUAUCCCUGGUUUACAGUUACCACAAGUUUUCAGCAUGACAGUAAAGUGGUUAUUUUACCACUGAGUGAUUAUCUCGGCUGAUACGGUUAUUAUAAACAGCCAUGAAGGAGAACAUCACACACCCAUGCAGACAUUAAAAGUAUUAUUGGUCACUGUAAUUAUUCCUUCUGUCUGUGAAGAGAGGCUGCAGCAAAGAAAAACAUUCAGGGAGGAACAAAAAGAGACGAACUGACUGGGAGGGCUGACGAGACCGAACUCUUGACCUUAUCAUUACCUCUAGUGUCAUGAUAGAGAGAGAGAAGAUGAUGUAACUAAUUAAUCAUUUUCAUGACCUAUUAGAUUUUGUAAGAUUACAACUAUUUGGUCUGCAAAAAACAUCACAAUAAAAAUAAUGAAUGCCUGUUACAGUUUUCUAGAGACUACGAUGAUGAUUUCAAAUGUUAGUCUGACAUAGAAUCCAACAUCCUAUGAGAGGCAUUUUACGAAAUUGCAAUACAAAAAAAAGCUGCAAACGUUUGGCAUUUUUGCUUGAAAAGUAACUUAAGUAGUUAAUAGAAUAUCAUAAUAGUUGCCAAUUAAUUUUCACCUUAUUGAUUUAGCUCUAUAAGGGAGUUUAAUGGGUACUCUUUUGUAAGAGGGGUCUAAAAUCAAAAUAAGAAAGAAGUGUAAACUGUCACGUCUUACAUGCACUCAGUCACAUGGGUGUGAUUAACAGUUCCUUCGUCAUUGUCUGUGUGAAAGGAACUUGACUCAUACCUAACUCUCCCUCAGGGAGGUCAUCAUCAUGUAUCUCCAUACAUCUCUAUGUGCAUUAGGGUGAGGGAGUAGGUUGAUACUGGUUUUUCUUGUCUACUCCUACCACCUGUUGCUGCUUUUUGUCACUGUUACUGUAACCCUCCCAACCUGCGGAAGAAAUGAAUCACAAUAGGGAGUAUUUGCACUUCCAGCAACACACCCAUAUUUGUGUUCAGUGAAGUGAGGGAGCUCUACCUAGUGGCUGGAGGCAGGUUUGUCUCAGGCUGACAUAUUUACAACGGUUUUGUAUGUAUACAUUUAAACAGUAUUUGUAUUUGUGUGUCUUUAUGACACAAGAUAACGGAGUGGUAGCACUAAAGAUGGAGAAGGAAGAUAAGCUGGGAGAAAAGAGGUGGUAAAAUAAAUAACUACUGCUGAAGUACUCCUGAGGGGGCAUUUAAAUCUCGAGCUGCACCAGUGGAGUAUUUCAGUGCCUAUAAGUCAAAUAAUGUGGUUGUACUGUUCAGCUCCAGCAGGUUUCCAUAGGUGGGACUAUGUAAAUCUGAAACAGGCAGUGGAAAUAACUUGAAGCUGCAGACUGCAUGGGUUAAAACAACAUUUGAAGCUUUUAUUCAAGUAAAUACUCCACUACAAGUGAAAGAACUGCAAUCAGAAUUUUACCUGAGUAGAAGUAUGGAAGUUGGAUCAGAAAAAUGUACAUAAAGGUUGAAAGUACUCAAUAAAAAUUGGUCCUGUGAGCAUUAUGUUUUCUGUGUAUGAGUAGCAUUUUAAUGCUGUAUCUGGCUGUAAUGAUUUGAACCACUUUAUUUUUUUCCAGGAUACUUUUAUGUAUAACCACAAAUCAUACCUUAUAAGCUGAUAGUUUAUAGCUUAUAAGCUGUGUGUAAACUCUUAAGCAGUGAACUAUAGUUGGCCAAUAAAUGUAGAUGAGUAAAAAGUACAAUAUUUUCCUGUGAAAUUAAAGUUAAAGUAUUAACUUGCACAAAUUGCAAACAGGCUAAUUGUACGAAAGCACAGUACUUGAGUGACUUUACUUUCCGCCACCAAUUUUUCUUCCAAACAAUUGAGCAAAGUGGUCAGAGUUUAAGUCAUUUAAUUGCUUCAUGUGUCGAUACCGUGAGCAAUGCACAUGAUGCACACCACGUGUAAACACCACGGUUACAUACGUGGUCU
Epinephelus moara (kelp grouper) is the source of this 7275-nucleotide messenger RNA. Its product is annotated as volume-regulated anion channel subunit LRRC8C. The coding region runs from base 132 to 2561 and encodes 809 amino acids. The transcript has 3 exons. Lineage: Eukaryota; Metazoa; Chordata; Actinopteri; Perciformes; Serranidae. The record is from RefSeq and is a predicted model, not a curated record. Gene Ontology annotation, molecular function: protein binding.